AUGAUCGAUGAAACAAUGCUUAUUACAAUGCUCGCUCAUCAAACUUUCAGUUUUGCCAGCAUAACAAUUUUCAUUCUGAUCGCUAUCAUACAAUGCGGCAAGAAAAAGACCAACGCUCCAGCAAUCGCUGGUGGUCCAGUAGUAACACCAGCAAUUUUACCACCAAUGGAUGAACAGAAGACACAAUCUGUGAUGGAUGAAGGUGGUGAAGGUGAAAAGAAGAAAGAAGAAGAGAAGGUAGAAUCUGCAAAAGAAGUUGGGGAAAAGAAGGAAUCGAAGAAAGAGAGUUCAAAGAAAGAAGGCUCAAAGAAGGAAGGUUCAAAGAAGGAAGGCUCACCACAGGAGG
Cercopithifilaria johnstoni is the source of this 346-nucleotide messenger RNA. The record is from the annotation of a GenBank genome assembly. NCBI's taxonomy places the organism in Eukaryota, Metazoa, Nematoda, Chromadorea, Rhabditida, Onchocercidae.